Molecule: messenger RNA, 2864 nt
Organism: Lineus longissimus
Lineage: Eukaryota; Metazoa; Nemertea; Pilidiophora; Heteronemertea; Lineidae
Product: carbonic anhydrase-related protein-like
Exons: 9
Coding region: 178-1125 (315 amino acids)
Molecular function (GO): zinc ion binding; carbonate dehydratase activity
Source: RefSeq, a predicted model, not a curated record
GUUGGACUUGGGAUCAUCCAAGGGUGGCCUUCCACGAUAAAAUUGCAUUAGCCUUUUGGACGGCUGUAGUUUUAGGCGGAGUACAAUAAUCAUCCAAGUUAACCAUUGGAUACCACUGUUGUUCGUUCGCGGGAUCAUCGGAAAAGCGGAGAUUUCCAGGCUACGGGCAUAUAGGCCAUGGCAAUGGAGUAUGGCAAGUUAGCUCGGAGCAGGUAUCGAACUCUUGAGUACCAGAAGGCCAUGUCCUUGGAGUUUGACGAGCAUUGGGAUGACCAGUGGAAGGCAAACUGGUGUUACGGCGCAGAUGGUGCUGCAGAGUGGGGUCUGGACUUCCCCGAGGCAAAUGGACACAGCCAAUCACCGAUCAACAUAACGUCACGUGAAGCCGUCUACCAAUCAUCAUUGAAUGACAAUUUACUCACGCUGAACUACAUCCUCUGCCGCGAGACAGACGUCUGUAACAACGGAAAUUCGCUCAUCGUGUAUCUAAGAUAUAAACCAGGCGAUGCCGGCUUCAGAUCCGAUGUCACACCAAAAUCAACACUAAGCGGAGGUCCCUUGCCUGUGGGUCACGAGUACGAGCUUGCCGAGAUUCGGUUCCACUGGGGACGGGAGGAUGUGAGAGGGUCCGAGCACACUGUCAACUGUAAGGCUUUUCCCAUGGAGCUUCAUCUUAUACACUACAACACCACACUGUAUGAGUCUUUAGAGCAAGCUUUGGGGAAGCCUGAUGGUGUCUCGAUCAUUGCCAUCUUCAUACAGGUGGGACGAGAACAUUCUGGUCUGAAGCUCCUGACAGAUAAUUUUGAAGACGUUCAACACAAGGGCCGUCAGAAGACACUCUCGACGGCAUUUAAUCCCAACUGCUUACUCCCAGAUCCGAUGUUACGUGACUUCUGGACGUACCGAGGUUCUCUGACCAUACCGCCGUGUAGUGAGAACGUGACGUGGAUUAUAUUCCGCUAUCCCCUGACUAUUUCACACCCUCAGAUUGAAGAAUUUCGUCGUUUGCGGACUCACCAUAAGGGAGAGCAACCAGUUUACGGCGAAGAUGGCGCACUUGUUGACAACUUCCGGCCGACGCAGAGGCUGAAUGAUCGAGUAAUCCACGCCUCGUUUCAAUGAUGCAGCGGAUGGGUUUUCUUGAGGUUGGAAUAAAUUGGAAAUAAUUCUAAUUGAAGAUUACUACAAUGUAUGCGCGAUGACAGUGACACUCCAAUUCUCUCCGACAUAUCAGAGAGUGUGCUGGCUUUUGAGCAUCCCUUCCAAUGGUCAGCUUGCAGAUUUUUGAGAGUGUUUAUGCUGGUGAUAGUCUAACUUUCAUCCAGCCGACUAGUGCAUUGUCUCCAAUGGUUCAACGACUUCAAUUGAGCACUUCGUGAGGCUCUCAGCAUCCACUUGAUGUCACGGUACAGAAAAAGGAUCUAUAUAUAUUUUGUAAUUUUAAAUUAAUUAUUAGCUGUUGUUUUUUUCCGGUAUUUUGAACGGUCAAGCGCUAAUACGACGUACCGUUCGAAUGACAUGGUUGCUUAUCCUUGGGUUGGCUCUUUUAUGCGAGCCAAUGGUGCAGUGUCUCCCUCCCUCAUCCCGGAAUUGAAAUUUAGGAAACUCGUUGAAUUGCUUUAGUUUUGUUCAGUGUUUCAGUAGUUCUGUUUUGUUUUAAUUUCGGUUUUCAUUAAUCUUUUGUUCCUCGUAAUUCUUUACCAUAAUUCGAAUCGGAUUUCCUUUCAAUUAGUUUUCAUAAGGAUUUGAUUGCUCUUCAUUUUAUUCUAUAUUGCAAGCGUGGCGAACGCAUGUUGUUCUGACAAUGUCUGAAUAUUCAUGCAUAGUGUCACCAGAAUUUACGAAGAAGGUCGUGUUUCAAAAAUCACAAGGGCAGUUAACGGUUAAUUUAAACGUAUUUCAGGACAAAGGCUCAAUUCUUCUAUUUCCUACAUAUGGUCGCUUGUAUCCCCGACCAUCCCCCUCCUUCUAUGCUUGAUCAGAGAUUGUUUGAUGAUAUUAAGCUCCGUUCCUUCCGUCACAUGGCUAUACUAAUCGCUCUCACGAGAACAUGGGUGUGGCAGGGUUGUUUAACGUUAUGCGGAAGCUGAAGACUUGGUCGACAUUUAUACGAUCUCUCAGUGACAUCUCGUGAGUGAUUUAUAAAUAAUCGAAGCGAUUUCGCUGCGUGAAAUCCUGGCCCGUCGCUAUGUCGAGGAUGAACUAUCAAAAUAUUGUAAAAUAACAUAUAAAAAGCUCUCCUAUUGACAUACUGGCGUUAUGCUUCAAUGAACAGGGCAUGAAAGUUACAUGUUCAAAAUGAUAAGGUACUCAUUUUUUUGUUUCUCAUCAGAAUUCCUCGUAGUGCCCUCGAAAAAUCUGAUCCACGAUUUUGCAAAAUCGUCACAUACAAAUUUAACUGUUUCUUUUGUGUCUCGCUAAGCUUUAAAAUUGAUAUGGUCCAUCACACUCCAGUUACAUUUGUUUCAGCCAAGCUUCAUAAUGAAUAUGAUCUAUUACUCUACCCUUUCUUUGGUCUUUCGAUAAGCUUCAUAAUGAAUAUGAUCUAUUACUCUACCCUUCCUUUGGUCUUUCGAUAAGCUUCAUAAUGAAUAUGAUCUAUUACUCUACCCUUUCUUUGGUCUUUCGAUAAGCUUCAUCGCCCUACUGUGUUUUCUUUUGUUACGCGCCCAGCUACAAAAUGGAUAUGUUGUAAAGUGGCAUUCCAUUCAUAACUGUCCCUGAUUGGUGGAGUUCUUUAAAUCAUUUUUGUAAUCUGAUAAUCGAAGUGCGGGAAAAGAAAAAGUUAGAAAUGUUGUAUUUUUCUGUGUAAAUUAUAUUUCGCUACUGUAGAACCGAAGCUGUUAAUCGUUGAUUUGAAU